AACCGGUCCCAGCGUGCUUUGCACUCCCACCGUAUAAAAACAUGGCAGCGCUCACGGCCCCUCCCUGAUCCCGGCAUGCAUCGGGGGAUAGGCCUGGCCUUUCAGUUGCGCGGGAAGAUGGCGGUCGCUGGCGCAGAGCCGCAGAUCCUGGUACAGUACCUGGUGUUACGAAAGGAUCUAUCACAGGCGCCGUUUUCCUGGCCAGCGGGCGCACUGGUAGCACAGGCUUGUCACGCAGCCACCGCGGCCUUGCACAUUCACCGGGACCACCCGCACACGGCCGCUUACCUCCGGGAGCUGGGGCGCAUGCGCAAGGUGGUCCUCGAGGCCCCAGACGAGACCACCUUAAAGUUGCUGGCAGAGACGCUGCAACAGAAGAACAUUGACCACAAGCUGUGGGUGGAGCAGCCAGAGAACAUCCCCACUUGCAUUGCACUCCGUCCCUACCCCAAGGAAGAAGUGAACCAGUAUUUGAAGAAGUUCCGAUUGUUCAAAUGACUGAAGUUAUCAAUUGCUUUGAUAUGUUUGAAUAUCAGCUGGAUCCAGAAACUGCACGCUGUCCAUCCCUAAGCACCGUGUACUCCUUUCAGUGGCAAUUCCCUUCCCUUUAAAUUAUGACAGUUUCUUGAGGGUCAAAACAUGUUCAUAUUAAAGUUGUCAUUAAUAAGUAUUUUUAAUUAUAAGUUCAGAUGGGGAAAGUAGGAGAGUAGCAUUAUCAUCAUCUAUGAGUCAUUGCUCAAAUAGAAGAUUUGGUUAGACUCCUAUAUAGGGAUCAAGGAAAUACCCUUACUUUUUUGUUAGGAAUAAUAGAGUUCUUCCAAUUACCCAGGUUUAAAACUUUUCCUUUGAAUUCCCUAUUUCUUACUCACAUCCAGGUAUUGUAAUCAUUGAAUCUUGGACACCAUCAACUUUAAGAUACACCAUUAUUUUACGUGUUGUUAAGAAAGAAGAAAUGCUGCCAAUUAAGUUGAGACAUGUAAUUUCAUUUCAAAGAUGUUAAAAUUUUAUUUAUUUGAUUUAAUAAAAUAUGUCAAGUACUACA
Balaenoptera musculus (blue whale) is the source of this 1042-nucleotide messenger RNA. It is a transcript of the gene PTRHD1, whose product is annotated as peptidyl-tRNA hydrolase domain containing 1. Gene Ontology annotation, molecular function: peptidyl-tRNA hydrolase activity. The record is from RefSeq and is a predicted model, not a curated record. The coding region runs from base 76 to 498 and encodes 140 amino acids. Lineage: Eukaryota; Metazoa; Chordata; Mammalia; Artiodactyla; Balaenopteridae. The transcript has 2 exons.